This is a messenger RNA of Sesamum indicum (sesame), 2558 nucleotides long. Its product is annotated as putative indole-3-acetic acid-amido synthetase GH3.6. NCBI's taxonomy places the organism in Eukaryota, Viridiplantae, Streptophyta, Magnoliopsida, Lamiales, Pedaliaceae. Gene Ontology annotation, cellular component: cytoplasm. Gene Ontology annotation, molecular function: acid-amino acid ligase activity. The record is from RefSeq and is a predicted model, not a curated record.
CCAAGUGGGUUGAGCUGUUGAAAAGGAAUAGUGAUCGGUAACAGGCUUUGAGGAUAAAUCAGGCCAUCAUAAUCAAAAGCAAACAACUUACAACGAUGUAUUAGGCAGCUUUUCCAACCCAAUAAUGAAAAUAAAUGGUCUUUGGAGUUUGGAUGUACGUAUUUGGGCUCCUCAACUUUGAAUUCAGGGUCCAAGUUGAAGUCCAGCUUUUCUAAGUGGGCUGUCUUGAAAUACACGCCCAAUGGGCUUAAUUUGAGAAGCCCUAUACUCAAAAUAAGUCCAACCAUUUCUUUCUUAUUUCCGAAGAGUGGUCAGAUUCCGACACUGAUCAAACGAAAAUAUUUCCGUUGUCUUCGGCGUGACAUUCACCGGGAAAUCGCGCCACCUUGAGAAAACGAGAAGCGGUUUAAAGAAUACUCCGGCCAAAAGAUGACGGACGAUCAGGUCAUCGAUAUGCUCGAGGAUACUUUCCUGGACGCCACGAGGUGCCAGCUCGAGACGCUGAGCACCAUCCUCGAGCGUAACGGCGGCGUCAGUUAUCUCCAGCCGUACCUCCGUGGCUACAGUGCACCUUUGGACGCCGCCACCUUCCGCAGCGUCGUCCCACUCUCAUGCUAUGAUGACUACGCCAAUCACAUAAGCAAGCUCGCUGAUGGCGUUUUAGAAGACGAUCAUGGUCAACCCCGGCUCUCCGUUGACCCGCUCCUCUGUUUCUUCUACAGUUCAGGGACAAGUUCCAUGAAGCCAAAACUAAUUCCUUGUUUCGAUUCAAAGCCUGGAAGAGCAGUCUCUUCUUUAGCUCAUCAGGGCAGUGCUGCAAUUCUUAAAAGGUCCUUCCCACCCAGAUCAUCAGCAAAUAAGGUUUUGGGAUUCUUGUAUGCAGGUAAUGUAACACACACAAAAGGAGGAUUCAUGGCAAUGGCUGCCACUGCAUUCCCUUUGUACAGCAACAAUCCAAACGCAUCGAGGUUCCUGUCCGGUUAUGUCAGCCCGAAAGAGGUUUUUCUAGGCACAGAUGUUAAACAGCAAAUGUACUGUCACCUUCUUUGUGGACUUAGACAUUUCGAUUUAAUAGAUGGUAUUAGAGCACCAUAUGCUGCUGGCUUGAUCAAAGCUUUUGUCCUUCUUGAAACACAUUGGAAGAAGCUGUCUGAGGAUCUGGAAAAUGGGCUACCAAGUUCAGAAGUUAGUGAUCCUGCAAUGAGGCAGUCUGUUAUUGAGAUUCUCGGAGGGCCUCGACCAGAUUUGUCUGAGAGAGUUCGACUAAUUUGUGAAGAAACAUCAUGGGGAGGGAUACUGGGUAAGCUAUGGCCUAAUGCCCGCUAUGUCAAGUCUGUCACCUCAGGAAGCAUGGUUCAGUACUAUCCAAAGCUCAAACACUAUGCAGGGAAGAUAUCGAUAUUAGGUUCGGACUACUUUGCAUCAGAGUGCUGUGUUGCUAUCAACUUGGAUAUAGUACAGCCGCCGGAGCGCACCAGCUAUGUGAUCCUCCCAACUGCAGCUUAUUUUGAGUUUCUUCCAUAUGAUGUCGAGAGAUCUUGUGUGAAAGAUGAACAAACUGUUGAGCUCUCUGGUUUAGAGGUGGGGAAGUUGUAUGAGUUGGUCGUGACGACUUUUAGAGGACUGUAUCGUCUCCGUUUGGGUGAUAUUGUGAAAGUUGUCGGUUUCCAUCACACGUCCCCACAAAUCGAAUUUGUCAUGAGGGCUCCAAAAAAUUCUGCCGAAAUAAUUACUGAAAAGGAUCUGUUGUCUUCCAUGGGAAGUUUUCAGCUUCUGCUGAGAGACGAGUUGGCUGCAGAAGUUUUGGAAUUUUCAAGCUUCAUGGACUUGGAAUCAGAACAGAAGAAGUUGAAGAUUUUCAUUGAAGUGAAAGACGAGUCCACUCUAUUGCAGAAUGACAAAUUUACAAAAUCAAUUGAUGCUCUAAGAAAGUGUUGCUCAGUUCUUGAGGAUGGUUUGGGCGUCAUAUAUCAGGUUAUGAAGGCAAGAGGAGAAGUUGGCCCUUUGUCAGUGUCGAUCGUAAAGCCUGGUACUUUUGAUGGGUUGCUUGAUGAAGCCAUAAAGAAUGGGGCACCAGCAAGCCAAUACAAACCUCCCAAGAUUGUUAGAAACUGUAAACUUGUCGAUUACUUGGAAUCGUCUGCUGUUCUCUCUUUGUAACUUCAGUCAUCCCAUGUUUAACAUAUUUAUGAUUCCGAGAAUAACAUGAUUAUUAUAGUGAAAAAGUUGAUGACUUGUUCUUUAAAAUAGUGAAAUACAUUGACCAUCCCCAGCCAACCAUGAGUACUUUGUAUCCUAAUUCAUCAAUAAUGAAAUUGCCAGUGCUUACAGAGUACCUUAUGCGUCCAGGUACAGUCACAUAAUCAAUGCAUGCUUUGCAACUAAUUCUGACAGCAACAAGGUGUACCUUUCAAAGCAUGCAUCUCUCACAAUGUUGAAUGGUUGCAGAAAGAAUCUAAUGAAAAGAUGUCUGCCAAGAGAUGCUCCUCAAGCUUUUCAUGAAGUGUUAAUUGCUGCCUGUAUCUGUUCCAGGGUCCUUCCUUUGGUUUCAGGUACCA